CCAGAAGGCUGACGUCUCCGUAGUCAUAUCGGCUGUAGGCUACUGCUCCGCGCAAUGUAAUGAAACUGUAAUAAUCAGUAUCUAAUAGAGUGAUGUAGGUUUACAAAAGACUCUUCACUCGGCUCACUUGUCACCUGAGGAAGGAGGAAGAGAAAGACUGCGGCUCAUGGCUCUAAUUGUAUUCGCUUUUAUAUUGGUGUUUACCGGGAAAUGGGACAAGUCUGUCCUUGCAGAGGCUCAGUCUUGUGUGGAUGAGAGCAGGUUUAAUGAGCAGGUGCUCUACGUGGGGCAGCAGGCGCCUCCAUAUCGGCUGAACUGCCCUCUGGAGCCCCAGAGCUCCCUGCGGCCCCAGCUGACCUGGCAGAAGGACUGUCAGCAGCUCCCUGCUCAGGUAGGGAAGGCCUACCUGGAGUUUGACAAACUCACCUUGCAAGAUCAAGGGAAUUACACCUGUAUGCAACAGAGCAACAGCACAGCCUCCUUCACUGUGCGUCUCAUAGUUAAAGAGUCUCAGUGCUCCGAAGCCCCCCAAUUUGAACCGAAUGGGGGCUCGAACGGACUCCGGAUGAAUGUGGAAUGCACUGUGACACUGAACUGCACUGCUCUCCUCCAAUGGGACCCAACAGAAAAGCACUGUGACAGCACGCUGCAGUGGAGUAAAGACGGCCAUCCACUCACCAAUCACACACAUUACACGCAGAAUACCUCCUCAUGGUCUCCUGUUGCCGGCCAGCUGAUGGUAAACAGCCUGCUGGUGAUCAACCUCACAGAGCUGGAUGCUUUGGGGCUCUACAGCUGCACAGUGAGGAACAUUUCCUCUGACUUCAGCCUGCCGUACUCAAACACUUUUGUGUGCUCAUACGGCCCCAACCACACAUCAGCUGUUAUUGCAGCCAUCAUUCUCCUCCUCCUCCUGGCUGUAGCUGCUGUUGUGUACUCCAGGUGUCACUUGAACAUCAAACUCUGGUACAGGAACGCCUACGGAGACUAUGAACUUAAUGAUGGCAAAAUAUAUGACGCCUACAUCUCUUAUGUGAACAAUGAGCAUGACAGGAAGUUUGUCAACUUUAUUCUCAAACCUCACCUGGAGAAUAAAAAUGCGCUCAAGGUGCACCUCAAUGACAACGAUAUUCUACCUGGCUCAGAACCUUCUGCAGAGCUGCUAAUGAACAUAAGCCGCUCUCACCGUUUGAUCGUGUUGCUCUCUCAUGCUUACCUUGAGCAGGACUGGUGCUCCAAUAACUUCAGACGGGGCCUUCUGCACUUGUUGGAGUUGUGUCAGCGGCCCAUCCUCAUCAUGUUGGAGGGUCAGUCUAAACGCAUGAGGCCUGAGAUCAAGCAGCUGCUCAGUGAGCACCAGCACUGCCUCACCAUACUCACCUGGAGGCACAACUCUAUGACUCCUUCCUCAGUCUUCUGGAAGGAGAUGGCCUUAGCGGUGCCUCACAGAGUCGUCUUCCGCAGUGAGUCUGCAGGCGACCCUCAGACUGUGCUGCAAGAUGACAAGGACCCCAUGCUGACCCUCGACUCAGACUACCUUGACUGCCGCUCAGACACGGACCCUGCUGGAGAUCUGGGGCUGCGCCUUCCUGUGUACAAGGCUCUGGCCUUUAAAGCUCCUGUCCUCCCUGCUGCUCCCGUCACUGCAGCUGAGCCCAAAUCCUCCGUCAUCGACGUGUCGGACCUGGGAUCACGCAACUAUGGAGCCCGCUCAGACUUUUACUACCUGGUCACUGAGGACAUGUGAUCCACACUCCCCUCACUGCUCCUGAUCUCUAUACACCUACAUGGAGAUUAGCAUUGCUUUAUAGUUAUCUAGUAAAUGUUUUUCUGUUUCCACUGACCAAAGACCCGAUUUUUAUUGUUUUUGUUUUUUUAUUUUGUUUUUGUUUAGAAAUUGUCUGAAAUAUUUGUGUUAAUCAGGGAAAGAAGUAACUUUUGAUUUGUCAUUUCACUGCCAACAUCUCUCAUAAAGUCCCCAGCAGAGGGCGGAGUGAUUCAGAUAAGAUGAAGGAAUUCUGCUUUUUAAUUUUAAAACUGAAAGUACACCUUGUAGGUUCAGGAAAAUAAAUGUAAGGGAAACAUAAAGUCAGAUUCGACCAGACCACUGGUAUCUUUUUGUAUACCAGUCAACUGAAGCAGGACAACGCUCAUGACUGAAGAACUCGUAGUUCUUGACAUUUCUCUGCAGGUAGACUUCUGUGUGUAAUGUAAACAGACUGUUAUCAUAGCAAUCACGCUAAUAAAGCAGUUUGACAAAAUACCCGGUCAUUUCUCUCUGUAGGGGCUGAUGAUCUUUGUCCUCACGUAAUAAUGAUUACUGUACCUGCAAUGAAAUAAGAGCCUAAAUAAGGGUGCAGCAGGGAACGG
This is a messenger RNA of Anarrhichthys ocellatus (wolf-eel), 2370 nucleotides long. RefSeq names its product single immunoglobulin and toll-interleukin 1 receptor (TIR) domain (gene sigirr). NCBI's taxonomy places the organism in Eukaryota, Metazoa, Chordata, Actinopteri, Perciformes, Anarhichadidae. The transcript has 10 exons. The record is from RefSeq and is a predicted model, not a curated record. Bases 167 to 1747 code for a protein of 526 amino acids. Gene Ontology annotation, biological process: signal transduction.